Molecule: messenger RNA, 2145 nt
Organism: Punctularia strigosozonata HHB-11173 SS5
Lineage: Eukaryota; Fungi; Basidiomycota; Agaricomycetes; Corticiales; Punctulariaceae
Product: glycoside hydrolase
Exons: 11
Coding region: 1-2058 (685 amino acids)
Biological process (GO): glycogen biosynthetic process
Cellular component (GO): cytoplasm
Molecular function (GO): cation binding; hydrolase activity, hydrolyzing O-glycosyl compounds; 1,4-alpha-glucan branching enzyme activity
Source: RefSeq, a predicted model, not a curated record
AUGCCACCCACGACUGCAGGCAGAACAAUCGACAAAGAGACUAUCCUUUCGGUAGACCCUUACCUCGUUGACAACGUUACGGCCAUCCAGCAGCGCUACGAAAGAUUCGUAAAGUGGAAGGACACUAUUGACGAAUACGAGGGAGGGUAUGAUCAGUUCACCAAGGGAUACCUGAAGUUUGGGUUCAAUGUCGCUGAGGAUGGCACGGUUACGUACCGCGAAUGGGCACCGGACGCCAUCGAGGCGGUCCUCAUCGGUGACUUCAAUGAUUGGAAUAGGCUGUCGCACAAGAUGACCAAAGACCAGUAUGGUGUCUGGGAGAUUAUCGUUCCUCCUAAGGCUCCUGGAGUCUGUGCUAUCCCGCACGACUCAAAAGUGAAGAUAUCGAUGAUUGCUUCUGACCACCGCAGAAUUGAACGGAUUCCUGCUUGGAUCAAGCGCGUAACCCAGGAUCUGGCAAUCUCGCCUGUCUACGAGUCCCACUUCUGGAACCCUCCAGCACACGAGCGUUACACCUUCAAACAUCCUCGUCCCCCUGCUCCCAAGGCGGCUCGUAUUUACGAAGCUCACGUUGGCAUCUCCACAAGCGAGCUGCGAGUUGGCACCUACAAGGAGUUCACCGGACAUAUGCUCAAACGCAUUAAGGAUUUGGGAUAUAACACCAUUCAACUCAUGGCUGUCAUGGAGCAUGCGUACUAUGCAUCGUUCGGCUACCAGGUUACUAGUUUCUUCGCAGCCAGCUCCAGGUACGGCACUCCAGAGGAGCUCAAAGAACUCGUGGACACUGCGCAUGGUAUGGGCCUCACGGUUUUACUCGAUAUCGUGCAUUCGCACGCGUCCAAGAAUGUCCUGGAUGGCCUGAACCUCUUUGACGGUUCAGACCACCAGUAUUUCCACGAGGGUGCUAGGGGUCGGCACGAGCUCUGGGACUCUCGUUUGUUCAAUUAUGGCCAUCACGAAGUACUCCGCUUCCUCCUCAGCAACCUCCGAUUCUGGAUGGAAGAGUACCACUUCGACGGCUUCAGGUUCGAUGGCGUCACGAGCAUGAUGUAUCUCCAUCACGGUAUGGGUGUCGGGUUCAGCGGAGGCUACCAUGAAUACUUUGGCCCUGAUGUGGACGUGGAGGCGGUGGUGUAUCUCAUGCUGGCCAACGACGCGAUUCAUAGCCUCUUUCCAGAGGCUAUCACCAUCGCAGAAGAUGUGUCAGGAAUGCCACUGCUUUGCAUCGGAGUUUCAAGAGGUGGCGUUGGAUUCGAUUACCGCUUGAGCAUGGCUAUACCGGACAUGUGGAUCAAGUUACUCAAGCACAAGCAGGACGAUGAAUGGAAUAUAGGCAGCAUCGUUCACACCUUGACGAACAGACGUCACGGGGAGAAGAGUAUCGCCUAUGCGGAGAGCCAUGAUCAGGCCUUGGUAGGAGACAAGACCCUCGCCUUCUGGUUGAUGGACAAAGAGAUGUAUACCAACAUGUCCGACUUGACUGAGAUGACACCGGUCAUUGCGAGAGGUCUCGCCCUACACAAGAUGAUCCGUCUCCUUGUGCACUCGCUUGGAGGAGAGGGUUACCUCAAUUUUGAAGGCAACGAAUUUGGUCAUCCGGAGUGGCUUGACUUUCCUCGUGAAGGGAACGGAAACUCUUUCCAUUAUGCAAGGCGCCAAUGGAAUGUCGUGGACGACCAACUCUUGCGCUAUAGGUAUCUCAACAAUUUCGACGCUGCUAUGAAUCAUCUCGAGGAGCAAUAUGGCUGGCUCAGCGCGCCACAGGCGUACGUGUCCCUCAAGCACGAGGGGGAUAAGAUGAUCGUGUUUGAACGUGCUGGUCUCCUCUUCGUCUUCAACUUCCAUCCUACCAACUCCUUCACGGACUACAGAGUCGGCGUCGAAGAAGCUGGCGAAUAUCGCGUUGUUCUUUCUUCUGACGAUAAGAAAUUCGGAGGAUGGGAGAACAUUGAUACUAAGCUCACGCAUGUCACGAGUCCUCUGAGCUGGAACGGCAGGAAGAACUAUCUUCAGGUUUACUCGCCAAGCCGAACUGCUAUGAUUCUGGCAAAAUCCUAAUGGUUUUACAAUCAAUGAUGGAUACGCGAAACGGGAUUAUUCACACAUGUAUAGUAUGCUCAGCGAUGCGGCGGAUACAUAAUCUCU